UCCGCCGCUCGCAUGCCCGGCCGGCAUAUCCGUUAAACUUUCAAAUUAGACAGCGUAUGCACGCUAGCGCGAGUGGUCUUUUCGAAAGUUUCGCCCCGUGUGUAUGUAUGAGUUCUAUCCCCUCGCGAAUUCGGGUCUCUCUCUCUCUCUCUCUUUCUCUCUCUCGCGGUGAUCUCGCGAAAUCCGUCGAGCCUAGUCGAAGGAUACGAUGUCGCACAUCUACUAUUCGAGCAAAUACUACGACGAUCAGUACGAGUACAGGCAUGUUGUUUUGCCGAAAGAAAUGGUAAAACUGGUGCCGAGAACUCAUCUGCUGUCUGAGCAGGAACGGAGAGCCAUUGGAGUCCAGCAAAGUCAAGGAUGGGUGCAUUAUAUGAUUCAUGAACCUGAACCACACAUUCUGUUGUUCAAAAGAAAAAUAACGACACCUCCAGAGCUCAGAGAGGAAGAAAAUUGAAUGUGGAGAAAUUAUUAUACUAUUAGCUUGUAAAUAACAAUUCAGAUUAUGUUCAUAUUUAUACUGGGACAUAUUUGUGAUGGUAAAGCAAUCUUACUUUCUCUCCCUCUCUCUUUUUCUGUCUUCUCUCUUUAACAUCACAAUGCACAACAUGAUAUCGAAUAAACUUUCUGUAGAUUUGAUUUAAGGAAACCCCGCAAAUCAGUUGUACACAAAGCGAUUUAGUUAAAUUCCACAGAAUAAUAUGUUCAUGAUCUUCGUGUUUAUAAUUACUUUGCUUAGUCAUUCAUAAAAAAAUGUCAAGCAAGUAUGCUGUAUAUAUGUCUAUAAAGUAUCUUAGUUUUUAAACAUCGCUUUGUCAUAGCUCUCAUCUUUUUACACUAGAACUCAAGAAUGAAAGUUAUGUUAUGAUGUAUUGACUCUGACAGUGUGUGACAUACUCUCUAGUUUUCCUCAAAGAUUGUAAUUUUGAAGCUAAGUAAUGUAUAAGAAUUUACUCUUGUGAUCAUAGAGUGCCUUUUAGGAGAUUAAUCUAAAAAUUUUAGUUUAGGAUUAACAUUUCAUUAAGUUUAACAAAAGUUUUAACGUAAUUACAGAAAAAGUGUAAACACAUGUUCUAUGUAACUCAUUCGUUUCAGUUUUAGUAUGUCGACUUUAAUUCAAGUUUUAUUUUUAUUUUCACCUUUAUUUUUGCAUUUUCUCGUUCUAAUUAAUAUUGUAUAUGAUUUAUAUACCUUGAAAAAAGUGUAUAAUCAGAUACAUUAGUUCAUACUCGAAAAAGAAUGUACACAGAUAACAAAAUCAUUAUUCAUGUAAUACACGGAUUCUUACACCCGAACUUCAGGUAUACUUAGCGAUUUUGGUUUACUUUUUAUAAGAAAAACGAAAAAGAUGUAUUACUAAUAUGUUAAAUAAAUGUUUACAUUUAUGAACACA
Messenger RNA from Formica exsecta, 1393 nucleotides. It is a transcript of the gene Cks30A, whose product is annotated as cyclin-dependent kinases regulatory subunit. Gene Ontology annotation, biological process: regulation of mitotic cell cycle. Gene Ontology annotation, molecular function: ubiquitin binding; histone binding; protein kinase binding. Gene Ontology annotation, cellular component: cyclin-dependent protein kinase holoenzyme complex; SCF ubiquitin ligase complex. Lineage: Eukaryota; Metazoa; Arthropoda; Insecta; Hymenoptera; Formicidae. The transcript has 3 exons. The record is from RefSeq and is a predicted model, not a curated record. The coding region runs from base 209 to 457 and encodes 82 amino acids.